Eutrema salsugineum is the source of this 675-nucleotide messenger RNA. Its product is annotated as probable C-terminal domain small phosphatase. The record is from RefSeq and is a predicted model, not a curated record. Lineage: Eukaryota; Viridiplantae; Streptophyta; Magnoliopsida; Brassicales; Brassicaceae. Gene Ontology annotation, molecular function: phosphoprotein phosphatase activity. Bases 1 to 675 code for a protein of 224 amino acids. The transcript has a single exon.
AUGUCCAUCUUGACAUUCCAUUGUCGCCUUCUGCGUUGUGUUUCCAGGUGCUUCAAGGCCACGACCAUCAGCUAUCCAGCCACAAGAAAUGACUAUACAAAACUUGAGAGACAUGACGACCCUCAGACAGAAAAUACGAACACGAAAAGGACAAUCAUCCUCGAUCUUGAUGAAACGUUGGUUCACUCGACGACGCAAGUGCCAGGAGUUAGAUAUGAUUUCAUGGUGAUGGUGAAAAUGGAAACGGAGAUUAUGCCAAUCUUUGUGGUGAAACGUCCCGGUGUGACUGAAUUCUUGGAAAGACUUGGUGAAAGCUACAAAGUGGCAGUCUUCACAGCUGGUCUGGAAGAUUAUGCUUCACAGGUUUUGGACAAGCUAGACAAGAACGGUGUGAUCUCACAGAGGCUAUAUCGAGACUCAUGCACGGAAGUGAAUGGGAAAUAUGUAAAGGACUUAUCUUUGGUAGUGGGGAAAGACCUCGGAAAUGCUUUGAUUGUUGAUGACAAUCCAUCUUCUUACUCAUUACAGCCAGAGAAUGGAGUGCCUAUAAAGGCUUUUGUGGAUGACCUGAAAGAUCAAGAACUCCUGAAACUCGUGGAAUUCCUCGAAAUCUGUGACGUUUAUGAGGAUAUGAGGGAUGCAGUCCAGGAUUUGUUGGGAAACCAGCUGAUAUAA